GCCGAGCUCUGUGGUACCAGCAAAUUACAGCAUCGGAAUGGUUGGAAGAGCAUUCAAGUAUGACGCGCUUUACCGUUCACAACGAGGUGACGCGACAGAACACGACUUCCGACGAUCCGCACACGUUACAACGGUCUACAUUUCUAUGCCGGGAAUAUAUACCUGUACAAAAAGCUUGAGUCGGCCAUUCCACAACUACCGCGACAUACACCCUUCACAAUAUUUAGUGAUAAUUGACAUAUUAUUCAAAGUGGUUGGGCGGCAGUCGCGAACGGAUCCGAUUUCAUAAAGUUUCGACUUCCAAAAAGUGCUAAGAUUGUAAAAUAAGUUAAACAAACAUCAUUUCAGCCAUUUAAAAAAGUAAAACCAAUCAAAUUCUUUAAAUGUGAAAAAUACAAAAAAAAAAAAAAGAAAUAAAGGAAAACAGAACAUAAAACACAAAUCUAUUAUUUUAAUAAGAAAAGCCUAUAUAUGUAUAUGUAUUACACGUAAAAAGGCUGUUUGCAAAUCUCAGAAUAUCAAUUAUAUAAGUGUUUUUUACUAUUGUUUAAACUUCUGAAGAUUGUGUGAAAAACAAUUUUCUCUAAAUGAGAAUGGAAGAUCCAAACCUCGCCGAACAGUAUGUGCAGGAAUUCGUGCUUGAUCAUCUCGAGGACGGUUCAGCUACUGUUACAGCUAUCGGAGUAAAACGUGAGGACCACAGUCCGGCGGCAAGCACGAAAAUAGCCUGGACAACAACCACAAUAACACCGGAAGAAGAAGAGCCUACCGAUCCUCCCGUCAUUAAGAUGCGAACCUUUCCACAAAGUUGGCAUAUGGAUGAGCGGCGUCUACAACCAUUGUCACCGCCACCGGAAAUGUAUACACACGGCCCUAUGGCUGGACAGGCAAUACUUGUAAAUACGUCCGUUCCCGGUGGAGUACCAUCGACACCUCCUGAAACUCCACCGGUCAUCAGUUCACCCAGCGGGAGUACAUGUGCCCAAACAUAUGCCACGAUUACAAGCACUCCCUACCCAACGCAUCGCCAACCUACCGCCAGUGCUGGCCUCACACAAGAAAUGAUGUGGCUACCAAACUCCAUGCGUUCAGAUCCACAACCAUUGGAUUUACGGCCUCUCGCUUGUCCCACACAAGAGGAGGAGUGGGAACGGCAACGUGAAUAUAUGCAUGCCUCUGCAGCUGUGGCGGCCGUCAAUCAUCAUCAUGGACAUUUGGUGGCGCAAUCACAACACCAUCCGCACCACCAUCAUUUUCAACCGAUUGAACACUUAGCACCUAUCAAUAUGCAUACAUCUUACCAUACUGGUAUAGCCGUUAGUGCAGCAGGCAUUGGAGGUAGCGGUAAUGGGGGUCAAGCGCCAUCCAGCGUAUCAGGCACCACCUCUGUCGUUCACCUCACUAGACCAAUGUCGGUGAGCUCCUCUCGAUCUUCGACAAAUUCACCACGCACCUGCUCUAGACAGUACAGUACCUCAAGUAACUUAGGUCUUGAAGACUGUAUCAGCGAUGACCUUCUAACCACACUAUCCGUGCGUGAAUUGAACAAACACCUGCAUGGCCGUCCCCGCGAAGAAGUUGCGCGCCUUAAAGCAAAGCGUCGAACGCUGAAAAAUCGUGGGUACGCACAAAACUGCCGCUCAAAACGUUUACUACAACGGCAUGAACUGGAGAAAUCCAAUCAUCAAUUGAAUCAAGAUCUGCAUCGUUUAAAAUUAGAGUUCUCACGUGUAUGUCAUGAGCGUGAUCAACUAAAACAACGUCUGCAAAUGCGAAUGAGUAGUAGUAGUGGUAGUGUGAUUGCUGCGAUAUCGAAUGCUACCGAAGGCGGAAAUUCUGGGGUGAUCACCGUCGGGCAGUCGAACUUGAACACUGAUAGCCAAAAUUCGCCAGAGUUCUACCUUUGACGCCAACUAGCUAUCGAAGGGCAGCAAGCGGCAGCUGCCACGUCCAGUCACCAUCUGCCACAUUCCCAUCCGCACGGGAAUCAGUGGCCAGCGCGAUACCCUCAACAUCUGCAUCAGCAUCCAACUACCAAUGUGACAAUCUGAAUGCGAUCAAAGGCUAGAGAGUUUGCUUACUGUGAAGAACACAAAAGUUAGAACAUUUCUGUGACGAAAAAAAAAUUUAAUAUGUACAUACAACUAUGUAAGUGAAUAAGGGCGAUCAUUGCAUAUUAUUUGACAGAUUCUCCCAGCGCUUCGACUGCACCUAAUAACAAUAAGCAUAUCCCAGAAAUAUUGUACAUAUAUAUAUAAGUAGAAAGGAUGUAUUAACUCUUCAUACAUCCAUAGAGUUUGUAAAUGUAUUUAAAACUACUAAUAUCAAAUAUUUGGUUUAAUCGGAUCAGUUCCUCUGUUCAAGGUGUAAGCAAUGUCUUUUGGCUUAAGUUAAGCGGAAAGUAGUCGCAAAAUACUUGUUCGAUUAAAGUAUGUGUUUUUUUUUUACUCGAACGCGAUUAUUUAAAAAAUAAUAAUUUUUAGAUAAACUCAUUCAUAAUGUUUGACAAUAAAGUAAUAAAUGUUGUGUUUAGCUCUUAGCUUCAUAUAUGAUAGUGUAUAACACACAGUAUGAGUGUACCAAGGGUAUAAUCAACAAUGUGCUGGAGUCGAUUUUCAAUUGAAAUCUGAAAUAUCCUUAUAAAUGCUAAUUUAAAUUAUCGAUUAUGAAUAGUGUUGGUACCACGCCUACUACUUUUGUAUUAAGUUUAAAAAACGUAUUAUUUACAGUUAGUUAGACGUUAAUUAAUAAAAAAAAACAUAGAAGGUGUUUCGUGGAUUUUUAUUCAAAAUUAAAGAUUUCAUGUAUUUUGUUGUAUGUUAAAAAAAAUUCGAGGCUAAAUCUGUACAAUAGACAAUAGAGGUCAGUAAGGGAUUGAUUUUCUUAGUCUUGCAAAACUCUUGCACGGUGCACGGGGAGGAAUGCCAAGCUUUCAGAUCCCAUGCAAUAGCACAACAAAAAAGUCUGUAAAGUAAGCAACAGCGAAAACCAAGUUUAUCUUCAGGUUGUGAAUUGUAGCAUAACAAAUGCGACCCUCUACUAGCUGAUUCUUGUUAUUCUUUCAUUGUAACCUUGCGGUGUGGAGCGUGAAUACCUACUCUCGUACACUUUCUUACUUUAAUAUGGAAUAGAUAAUCUCCCUAAUAUGCAAAAUAACAAAGCUACCCGGUAUUUUUCAUUUUAUACAUAAAUGUAUACAUAGAAAUUUCAAAGUUUAAAAAGCAAUUUGUGUAAUUUCGACAGAAAUAUUAACAGUUUCUAUAAAAUAUGAUAUUUUCUUCAAAAUCAUUAAAAAGGCGUUAAUCGUUAUUAUAGUUUAUGACUUUUUGUUGAAACUGGAUUUACUUUUAGUUAACCAAAAUUUGAUUAUUAGCGAUGUGAUGAUUCGUGAUUGACAAAAGUAAAAACCAGAAAACUACUAGUAUCAUAUUAAUACAAGAAUCAUAGAAUCCAAGAUUGCGCCCAUAAGAGAGACGCGACGUCAAACUGGUUCAGUUGCGUUAACAAAAGGUUGCGAACGAGAACACAAAAAAAAAAUCUCAAGCAACACUCGAAUAAAUUGCACUAGUGUGACGUCACACACAGCGAUUCUGGCAAAUUCACCGAAAGCGGAAUUGGGGUAAAAGGUGGGGUAAGAGAUAAGGAUAUACAUCAGAGAUUUAUGUAACCUCCAAACGGAAACUUAAUAAUAUUAAUAUACAUAGAUUGGCGAAAAAGGAAACAAUUAUUUUAUUUUGAUAAAAUCACAGAAAUAAUUGAAGUUGGUCGGCAUGCUAGUAGCCAUCGCCCAGAAGCUAAAGAUCGACCAUAAAACAGUUUAAGCCAUUUGCGCAAAAUUUUUACGCAAAAACAAGAGAUUUCUUUUCCCCCAAACUAUAAAAUUUUUUUCCCAGAAAUUCUUUUCUCUAAUUUUGUGAACGACGGUCACAAUGGCCUAUAUGCUUACAUGUGCGCACAUGCAGGCGUUCAACUCUUAACUAUAGUCCUAUCUCCGGUGGUUCGCGCACUGCUACAAACCGGACAAUGCCACAUUUUUCCCUCUAUAAUUCGAACACUAAAUUCAAUAAUACCUACGUAUUUUCGACUUAUUUUGUAUAAAGUGAUUUGUAUAUUCUAACGGUAUUUUAUCAAGAAUUUUCG
This is a messenger RNA of Anastrepha ludens (Mexican fruit fly), 4140 nucleotides long. It is a transcript of the gene tj, whose product is annotated as transcription factor MafB. The record is from RefSeq and is a predicted model, not a curated record. Gene Ontology annotation, molecular function: DNA-binding transcription factor activity, RNA polymerase II-specific; RNA polymerase II cis-regulatory region sequence-specific DNA binding. The transcript has a single exon. Gene Ontology annotation, biological process: regulation of transcription by RNA polymerase II. Gene Ontology annotation, cellular component: nucleus. Lineage: Eukaryota; Metazoa; Arthropoda; Insecta; Diptera; Tephritidae.